Messenger RNA from Ophidiomyces ophidiicola, 1614 nucleotides. RefSeq names its product Pyruvate kinase (gene PYK1). Gene Ontology annotation, cellular component: cytoplasm. The transcript has 8 exons. Lineage: Eukaryota; Fungi; Ascomycota; Eurotiomycetes; Onygenales; Onygenaceae. The record is from RefSeq and is a predicted model, not a curated record. Gene Ontology annotation, biological process: glycolytic process. Gene Ontology annotation, molecular function: potassium ion binding; magnesium ion binding; pyruvate kinase activity. Bases 1 to 1614 code for a protein of 537 amino acids.
AUGACUUCCCAGAACAACAACAGAGGUGCCUCUUCAUAUAUGGCGAGCUCUUCAAGUCGCCUCUCAAACAGGAUGAAGCUGGAGUGGACUUCCAAGCUCAGCACUGAGUACCAGCCUGCAAAGAACUAUCGCCGCACGUCCAUCAUCUGCACAAUUGGCCCAAAGACCAAUUCUGUUGAGACCAUCAAUGUUCUCCGCAAAGCGGGUCUCAAUGUUGUUCGCAUGAACUUCUCUCAUGGAACAUAUGAGUAUCAUCAAUCAGUCAUUAACAAUGCCAAAGAAGCCGAGAGAACCCAAGCUGGUCGCCCCCUUGCAAUUGCUUUGGAUACCAAAGGCCCUGAAAUUCGAACUGGACUCACCCCAGAUGGCAAUGAUAUUCCGAUAUCUGCUGGUACUGAAUUGAAUAUCACCACUGACGACGAAUACGCAACCAAGAGCGAUGAUAAGAACCUAUAUGUUGAUUAUAAAAACAUAACUAAGGUCAUUGAGAAGGGUAAACGCAUUUAUGUUGAUGACGGUGUUCUCUCAUUCGAAGUUCUUGAUAUUGUUGACGAUCAAACCCUGCGAGUGAAGUGCCUUAAUAAUGGAGCCGUCUCAUCCAAGAAGGGAGUAAACCUUCCUGGGACUGAUGUUGAUCUCCCUGCCCUUUCCGAAAAAGAUAUCGAGGACAUCAAAUUCGGUGCGAAGAAUAAGGUUGAUAUGAUAUUUGCCUCGUUCAUUCGCCGUGGUGAGGACAUUCAACGCAUCCGUGAGGUUCUAGGAGAGGACAACACCGAGAUUCAAAUUAUUGCAAAAAUCGAGAACCAACAGGGAGUCAAUAAUUUCGACGAGAUUUUGGAGCAAGCUGAUGGUGUCAUGGUAGCCCGUGGAGAUUUGGGUAUCGAAAUCCCCGCUCCAAAAGUCUUCAUUGCACAAAAGAUGAUGAUUGCCAAAUGUAACAUCAAGGGAAAGCCUGCUAUCUGUGCCACGCAAAUGCUCGAGUCCAUGACAUACAACCCACGUCCAACACGCGCCGAAGUUUCUGACGUCGCCAAUGCUGUUCUGGAUGGCGCAGAUUGUGUCAUGUUGUCUGGUGAGACUGCUAAAGGCAACUACCCGCGCGAAGCUGUUGCUAUGAUGCAUGAGACAUGUCUUCAAGCCGAAGUCGCCAUCCCUUACUUCAGCGUUUUUGAUGAACUCCGCAACCUUUGCCCAAGACCCGCUGACACUGUGGAAUCCAUUGCUAUGGCUGCCGUCUCCGCCAGUCUCGAACUGAACGCGGGUGCAAUCCUAGUCUUGACUACAAGCGGACUUACUGCUCGCCUCCUUUCCAAAUAUCGCCCGGUUUGCCCAAUCAUCAUGGUCACUCGUAACGAGGCGGCUGCCCGCUAUUCCCACCUCUAUCGUGGCGUGUACCCAUUUUUCUUCCCAGAAAAGAAGCCUGAUUUCAACCUCAAGAUCUGGCAGGAGGAUGUUGACCGUCGUCUCAAGUGGGGUAUUGCACAGGGCCUUAAACUCGAAAUCAUUUCCAAGGGCGACUCCGUCGUCUGCGUCCAGGGUUGGCGUGGAGGCCAAGGUCACACCAACACCAUUCGUGUCGUUCCUGCGGAGCCUAACCUGGGACUUGCCGAAUAA